GACGGGCUGGACUGGCGAAGGCAGGAGCAGCACAGGGUGCAAAGGACCAGCCUCCACCUCGCCUGCCCAUCGCCUGUAUCCUGACCACCAUGGGGAAGGGCCGGAUCCUUGUGGGACCCAGCUUCUUUCUCCUGCUGCUGUUCCUCCUUCCUGGGGACACCUUGGCGUCCGCCACAGAACCGCAAUACUUGGUUCUGGUGCCCUACUUGAUCCACACAGAGACGCCCGAGAAGAUCUGUAUCCAGCUGAACCACCUGAAUGAGUCGGUGACGUUGAGCAUCACUCUGGAGCAUGGAGGGCAGAACAGGACCCUGCUCACUGACUUGGUGACCAAGAAGGAUAUGUUCGGGUGCCUCCCAUUCCAGGUUCCCAAAUUGAGCGGUUCUUCUAGCUCCACAGAGGCAUUCCUCACAGUGGAGGUAAAAGGGGAUACGCUGCGCUUCAAGAGCUGGAAAGCUGUGCUGGUCAAAGACCUGGACACCCUGCUCUUCAUCCAGACAGACAAGCCCAUCUACAAGCCAGGGGAGACUGUUCAUUUUCGUGUUGCCACCCUGGAUGAAAGUUUCCGACCUGUUACUGAAAAAAUCCCAUUGAUUUACCUCCAGGAUCCCAAGAACAACCGCUUGAUGCAGUGGACCGAAGUGGAGCUGAAAGGGGGCCUGGUUCAGCUCUCCUUCCCUCUCGGCUCUGAGCCCCCCCAAGGCACCUACAGACUGAAGGUGCAGAAAGUCACCAAUGCAUGGGAGGAGAGAGCCUUUGAAGUGUCGGAAUAUGUAUUACCCAAAUUCGAAGUUGUGGUGAAGGCACCUGAGGUCAUCACGAUUCUGGCCGAGGAACUGGAAGUGACUGUUUGUGGAGUGUACACCUAUGGGAUGCCCGUUCCUGGACAGGUGAAGAUACGUGUUUGCCGGAAAUACAACGAUGCUGCAACCCGACGGUACAGCGGUUACACAAGCUCAUGUUCCUGGGCAGAGCUGGGGGGUGUAUGUGAAGAGUUCAGUGGAGAGGCCGAUGCAAACGGCUGCUUCUCUCAGGUGGUGAAAACGAAAGUUUUUCAGAUGAAGAGGGAUUCGUCUGAGAUGAAACUUGAAGUGGAGGGCAAGAUCGUUGAGGAAGGCACCGGGGUGGAACUGACCGGAAAUGCUUUCUCCACAAUUACUUCAACUCUCAGCACAGUUACCUUUGAAAAGGUGGACACUUACUACAAGCCUGGUAUCCCACUUUUUGGGCAGGCGAAGCUCGUGGACGGUGCCAGUGUUCCGAUGGCCAACAAAACCGUUGAGAUCCGUGUUGAUCAAUCAGGACACAGAAUCAACUACACGACUGACCACCAGGGGGUUUUCCAGUUUUCCGUCGACACGACCAGCCUCACGGAUAGUUCUAUCAGGAUCCAGGCAAUUUAUAAUUCAGGCUUGGUGUGUCAUGAAUGGGGCUGGCUCAGUCCCCAUCACCAGGGCGCCUCUCAUUCAGCCUCGCGCUUUUAUUCACCAAGCGAAAGCUACCUCCACAUUGAGCCCGUUCCUGGGACUUUAAGCUGCGGUCAUACUCAGCCAGUUCGAGUGCAUUACAGCCUGAAGCCUGGGCUGGUGGAAGAUAAGAAGAUUCACUUUCACUACCUGGUGAUGGCUAAAGGGGGCAUCGUACAUUCGGGGAUCCACGUUCAGCCUGAAGAAGAUGGGAAAGCCAAAGGGGUAUUUUCUCUGGACCUCCCUGUGGAUGCAGACAUUGCUCCCUUGGCCCGCUUGCUUCUGUACACAGCCUUGCCCAGCGGAGAACUUGUGGCUCACUCGGCAGACUUCACUGUUGAGAACUGCUUCAGAAACAAGGUGGAAUUGUGGUUCACUGAGCCCAAAGGGCUCCCUGGCAGCCAAACUCGACUCGUUCUUGCAUCCGCCAAAGACUCCCUCUGUGGCAUCCAUGCUGUUGAUAAGAGUGUCUAUCUCUUGAAACCCGAAGCUGAGCUCUCCCCUCGGACUAUUUAUGACUUGCUUCCUGUGAAGAACCUCAAAGGCUAUCCACAUGAUAACCCUCAUUUGAACGAAAUGACCACUCGUCCCUGUGUGACACGGAAAACAAUUGUUGUGGAUGGCAUCCGCUACACCCCUGAUUCUUAUACUUACGGUGAAGGGGACGCCUAUGAAAUUCUCAAGGACUUUGGCCUGAAAGUUUUCACGAGCACCAAGAUACACAAGCCUCACAUAUGCCAAGCCCAAAGACAGACAGCCUUUGAACCUCAAGCUGGCUAUGAAUCAAGAUAUGCCCAGCCGAUGGCGUAUAUUGGUGGUGUUGGUAGUGUUGCUGGUGGUGCCUACCUCGAUUCCCCUGAAGCUACGAAGCCUGCCAGGAGUUUCUUCCCUGAGACGUGGCUGUGGCAACUGGUCGUAUUGGACGGCGAUUACUCAGGUACAGGGGUCCUCUUGGGUCACUCAGAGAAGGAGGGUGGCAUCGUUCCAGGAGAAGUGAUUAUGCCUGUGACCAUACCGGACACCAUCACGGAAUGGCAAGUGGGAGCUUUCUGCUUGUCAUCAGACCACGGCAUUGGCAUUGCCCCGGUCGCCACCGUCAACGCCUUCCAGUUGUUCUUCACUGAGGUCACUCUGCCCUACUCUGUGGUGAGGGGUGAAGCAUUCAUGAUGAAGGCCACUGCCUUCUCCUACCAGAAAAACAUGAUGAAGGUCACUAUGUCUCUGGCUCCAUCCCCUGACUUUGAGGCCAUCCCAGUGGAGGAAGAGGCGCCUUCUUGUCUGCCUGAAAAUGGGAGGAAAACCAUCUCCUGGUUGGUGACACCCAAGUCUCUGGGGGAAGUGAACUUCACCGUCAGUGCCAAGGCCCAGCCCUGUGGGAAUGCAAUAGAGGUGGCGAAUAUCCAAGAACAGCAGGACACUGUGAUCAAAUCUGUUUUAGUGGAGCCUGAAGGAAUUGAGAAAGACGUGGUCUUCAGCAGCCUCUUGUGUCCAGCUGAAAAGUCACAGUCAUCAGCACCUAUAGCUUUAGCGCUGCCGGCCAAUGUGGUGGAGGGCUCAGCCAGGGCUUCAGUCUGUGCACUGGGAGACAUUAUGGGAACAGCCAUAGAGAACAUCCACCAGCUCCUCCAGCUGCCCUAUGGCUGUGGGGAACAGAACAUGGCCCGCUUUGUCCCCAACAUCUACAUCCUGCAGUACCUGAAUAACACAGGGCAGCUGACGGAAGAGGUCAAGUCCAAGGCCAUCGGAUAUUUAGUGACUGGCUACCAGCAGCAGCUGAACUACAAGCACUCUGAUGGCUCCUUCAGCACCUUUGGACAAAAUAACUGGGAGCCAGGAAACACCUGGCUGACAGCAUUUACACUUGUAUCCUUUGCCCGGACCAAGUCCAUCAUCUUCGUGGAAGAGAAGCACAUCAGCGGCGCUCAGGCCUUUCUGGCUUCCAGGCAGAAAGAGAAUGGCUGCUUCCAUAGCACCGGGACCCUCCUCAACAACGCCCUGAAGGGCGGGGUUGAUGAUGAGGUCACUCUGUCUGCCUAUAUCACCAUCGCCUUCCUGGAGAUUCCUCUGCCUGUCACUCACUCCGUGGUGCGCAACGCCCUGUUCUGUUUGGAGACGGCGACGCAGGCGAAAGAGAUCAACACUUACACCAAAGCCCUGUUGGCUUUCGCCUUUGGCUUGGCUGGGAAAGAGGACAAGAAGCAGGAGAUGCUGCGUUUGCUUGAUGGGGAAGCUGUGGCAGAAGCUGAUGGCUCUCUUCACUGGCAGCGGCCUGGAAAGCAAGAGGCGGACGCUGACCUUCCAUUCCAUCGCUUGCCCCGUGCGCCUUCCGCAGAGGUGGAGAUGACAGCCUACGUCCUUCUAGCGUACCUGACCAAGCAGCCGGCGCCAUCGCAGGAAGACCUGGCGAAAUGUGCCCGCAUUGUCAAGUGGCUCGUCAAGCAACAGAACCCCACUGGCGGAUUCUCUUCUACUCAGGACACUGUGGUGGCGCUCCAGGCCCUCUCUCUGUAUGGGGCUUUAACCUACUCCAGAAGUAGCACAGGCACAGACUUGUCUGUGCACUCUGGAGCGAAUGCCAUGGGAACUUUCCAUGUGGACAACACCAACCGCCUGCUUCUUCAGUGCCGAUCUCUGCCCCAAGUGCCAGGAGACUACAAUGUUGAGGCGACAGGAGAUCGCUGUGUCUAUAUCCAGACCACCUUGAAGUACAACGUGCAUCCGCGCCCGGAGGACUCGCCUUUCAAGCUGGAGGUGUACACGGUCCCUGAGUCUUGUGCUGGACCCAAAGCUCACAAAACGUUUGACGUUGCUGUAAAUGUCAGUUACAUUGGCAAGUGGCCGACCUCUAACAUGGUGAUCCUUGAUGUGAAGAUGCUCUCAGGAUUCAUCCCGGUAAAAUCAUCUGUAAGACAGCUAAUGGGUAAAGCACAGGUCAAGCGGACAGAAGUGAGCACCAGCCACGUCCUUUUGUAUUUGGAGAAGGUGGACAAUGUGACCCAGAGCCUAUCCUUCACGGUGGAGCAGGAUGUCCCUGUCCAGCACCUGAAGCCUGCCCUGGUGAAAGUCUAUGAUUACUAUGAAACAGGUGACAGUGCCAUUGCAAAGUACAGCGCCCCCUGCAGUACAGAUGACAUUAAACAGGGGAAUGCGUGAGGAAUGAAGCCCAUCACCCCCAGUAGACUCUGUUGGCAUCUUCCUUCCACCAUCAGACACAAGUGGACAGAGCAACCAGGACAGCAACACAGAGAGGGAAGCAUUUAUCCCGACACAGCCAACAAAAAUCUUCUCUGCUUUGCUUGCUUAUUCCACCAUUUGAAUAAGCCCUGUACCCACCUUUUCUCAUUUUGAGAUCCUUUUCUACAUCUGCUACUACUUCCCUCUAUUGGAUGAAAAAGAAAAUAAAAGGAAUCCAUUCAUUUCUUUUUAA
This is a messenger RNA of Podarcis raffonei (Aeolian wall lizard), 4893 nucleotides long. Its product is annotated as alpha-2-macroglobulin-like. The transcript has 36 exons. Gene Ontology annotation, cellular component: extracellular region. Bases 90 to 4619 code for a protein of 1509 amino acids. NCBI's taxonomy places the organism in Eukaryota, Metazoa, Chordata, Lepidosauria, Squamata, Lacertidae. The record is from RefSeq and is a predicted model, not a curated record. Gene Ontology annotation, molecular function: endopeptidase inhibitor activity.